Messenger RNA from Sinocyclocheilus rhinocerous, 962 nucleotides. Its product is annotated as 5-hydroxytryptamine receptor 3A-like. Gene Ontology annotation, molecular function: extracellular ligand-gated monoatomic ion channel activity; transmembrane signaling receptor activity. Gene Ontology annotation, cellular component: membrane. The record is from RefSeq and is a predicted model, not a curated record. Gene Ontology annotation, biological process: monoatomic ion transmembrane transport. The transcript has 6 exons. NCBI's taxonomy places the organism in Eukaryota, Metazoa, Chordata, Actinopteri, Cypriniformes, Cyprinidae. Bases 9 to 944 code for a protein of 311 amino acids.
UCAAUAACAUGGAGUGGCAGUCCGAUCAGUUUUGUGGAAUUGACGCAGUUCCAGCAACAAAAGAUAUGUUUUGGACUCCAGAUAUUAUUAUCAAAGAAAGCAUCAAAACAGAGUUUGGAACAAAGGAGUCUCCAUAUUUGCAGUUGCUCUGGUGGGACCUGUCAGUCUCAGUUGAUAUUUUAGCUCUGACUACUGCUUGUAAGAUGGACCUCUACAGAUUUCCCUUCGACACCCAAAUCUGCAAUAUAACACUUCACUCUGCAGUGCAUUCAAUUGGUGAGCUUACCAUCGAUCCAUUUUCUGAUAAUAAAAACAUUACGCAUGAAUCCAAGGAGUUCUUUCAAGCCCAGGGAGAGUGGGAACUCCUCAGUAUAGAUGCUUCUAAAUCUAAUGCCACUCUUCUAGAUUAUUUACAGGAUCUGCUGAUAUACAAGAUCACCAUCAAGAGGAGACCUCUACUGUAUGUCAUAAACAUUAUAAUACCAGUAUUUUUCUUCCUUGUGCUGGAUGUGAUGUCCUUCUUCAUUGACGCAAGUGGAGCAGAAAAGCUGAGCUUUAAAGUGACUUUACUGCUGUCUAUUUCUGUUUUGCUGCUGAUUCUUAACGACACGCUGCCCUCUACAGCUAAUGAAAUCCCAUUGAUUGGCAUUUACUGCAGUGUGAUUUUCAGUCUCAUUGGUUUCAGCAUUCUGGAGACCAUCCUUGUGUCUUUCCUGAUGGCUAAAGGAGCCGAGAAGAGAUCAGUGGAAAACACAGCUGCUGUUAGUGGCCGAGAUGAUAUUGUAAGAGACCUGCACAACUCCCCAGACUCAGUUAGAGAUCAGAAUGGGAUGCAGAGAUGGAUUCGAGUGGCAAGAAUCAUAGAUGUGACCUUCUUGGUUCUUUAUUUAAUUACCAUUAUUGUGUUUCUGACCAUGCUUGGGAAGAGCUGGGUUUCAUACUGAUGUCUCGUAUACAUGAAA